Molecule: messenger RNA, 742 nt
Organism: Stegodyphus dumicola
Lineage: Eukaryota; Metazoa; Arthropoda; Arachnida; Araneae; Eresidae
Source: RefSeq, a predicted model, not a curated record
CCUUGUCAUUACAUCGCUUUAGUUUCAUUAAACGCACCUUAUUUGAUUUCUCAUACGGAAUCUCUGGUAUAUAAAGGUUUAUGGUUCCUCUCAAAAGCAUUCGCUUCCAUGGUAGAAUAGCUCAAAAAACCUGAAAAUGUUCGCAAAGGUCUUUGUUCUUUUCGCUGCCGUCGCAGCUGCACAAGCUAGUGGUCUUAUCGGAGCCGGAUAUGGUUUGGGAGCUGGAUAUGGUUAUGGAGCCGGAUAUGGCUUGGGAGCUGGAUAUGGUUAUGGUGCCGGAUAUGGAUUGGGAGCUGGAUAUGGUUAUGGAGCUGGAUAUGGAUUAGUCGCUGCACCAGCCGUUGUUGGAAAGGCUGUUGUUCCCGCAGUCUCCUCCUCCAAAACUGCCAUCAACCACGUCGCCCCUGUCGGAAUUGCUGCUGCUCCCGUCGCCUUGGCUGCUGCCCCUGUUGCUGUAGCUGCUGCUCCAAUGGGUCUUGUUGGACGCGGAAUUGCUGUCGCUCCUCUCGCUUAUGGAAAUGGAAUGAUCGGUAAUGGUCUUCUCGGUGCCGGAAAUGUAGGCCACGGAAUUGCUGCCCUCCUUGCUUAUGGCAAUGGGCUUCUAGGUCUGGGAGCUGGAAAAAUGGCUCUUGGAGGUGGACUUGGCAAGGCAAUCUUAUAAAAAUCUUAUGCUACGAGUUUCUUUGUAAAUGUCCUAAAUUAAGUUAUUCAUCAUUUUACAAUAAAUUAUUCAUUCUAGUUA